This is a messenger RNA of Periophthalmus magnuspinnatus, 2879 nucleotides long. It is a transcript of the gene acer2, whose product is annotated as alkaline ceramidase 2. Gene Ontology annotation, biological process: ceramide metabolic process. The coding region runs from base 253 to 1086 and encodes 277 amino acids. The transcript is spliced from 6 exons. The record is from RefSeq and is a predicted model, not a curated record. Gene Ontology annotation, molecular function: hydrolase activity, acting on carbon-nitrogen (but not peptide) bonds, in linear amides. Lineage: Eukaryota; Metazoa; Chordata; Actinopteri; Gobiiformes; Gobiidae. Gene Ontology annotation, cellular component: membrane.
AGCCCGCAGCUGUCAGGACUCACGCGUCACGACUAGCGGAGUCUUUGUGGACGAAGAGCACUUUAAAAUGCAGCCAGAUCACGGACACUCCAUAGUUUGGCGCUUUACGCAUCGUGUCAGGAUUGAUGCUUGUUUCUGAGUCUAAACCAGGACUAGGCCGAGCGCGUGCGGUGGAAAACACUUUUGUCUCUUCGGUGUCUCAAAGCUGUUUAUCCUGUGGCUGUGUCCAGCAGAGACACAACUAUUCCAGAGAUGAGUGACGUGAGACUGAUUUUCUGGGACCAGUUGCAGGCGGGCAGCUCCGAGGUGGACUGGUGUGAAGGCAAUUACCUUAUUUACCCCAGCAUCGCUGAGUUUUAUAACACGAUCAGCAACAUACUGUUUUUUGUUUUGCCCCCCAUAUUAAUGUGCUUGUUCCGCCAAUAUGCAACACAUUUCAACAGUGGGAUCUACCUCAUAUGGAUUCUGCUAGUUGUGGUUGGUAUUGGUUCAACUUACUUCCAUGCCACUCUCAGCUUCCUGGGUCAAAUGCUGGACGAGCUGGCCAUUUUGUGGGUACUCAUGUGUGCCAUUGGCAUGUGGUUUCCUAAGCGCUAUCUACCCAAGAUGUUCAGAAGAAAUCGGUCACGGUUCAAGGUGGUUAUUGGUGUUUUGUCGGGGAUCACCACGGGACUAGCUUUUGUUAAGCCCGUCGUCAACUCACUAUCAUUAAUGACUCUGGGGAUUCCCUGUACCGCACUUCUCAUUACAGAACUUAAAAGGUGUGAAAAUCUGCGUGUGUUCAAAUUGGGCUUGAUCUCAGGGUUCUGGUGGGUGUUGGCUCUGCUCUGCUGGGUCAGUGACUGGAUAUUCUGCGAAAUGUGGUCAUCUGUCAACUUUCCCUACUUACACUGUGCUUGGCACAUCCUCAUCUGUCUGGCUUCCUAUCUGGGGUGUGUUUGUUUUGCAUACUUUGACGUGGCAACAGAGGCUCCAGAGCGAGGCCCGGUCAUCAUGUUCUGGCCCAACGAGAAGUGGGCUUUCAUCGGAGUGCCAUAUGUUUCCUUACUCUGUGCCCACAAGAAACCUACUGUAAAGGUGACUUAAGUCCGUACCGCUGGGCUUUCAUAGGAAUCCAGUAAUUAUUGAUACUCAGUAUUAUUCAGUAUUUGGCUCAGGCCAGUCAACCUGUCGGGUUACAUCGACUGGUGCUCCUUUAACUGGAUGAGAAACAUGUCAGAUAUAUAAAUUAUAUCGAUUAUCUCAGAGAUACAGUAUGUGUUGCUUUUCUUAUUUGGCUAUAACAAAGCCAUCAGUAUUAUUUACUAAAGUGCAGUAAAAUAACUGCCAAAAGCAAAGAAGCAAGUAUUGUAGAUAAGGGAUAAUUUAACAACAAUAUGCUGAGUAGAAGUGUCUACAUUUGAAUAUCUCUGUGAAGCUCAGUAUGAGCCAAAGAGUUGCCUUAAAAUAUGCUGACAGAAUUGGAUGGAGCUAUAUGGCCAGACUUAAUCAUGACAUAUCCAUAGUGCACACUGCAGUGUCUGCACUGCAGCAGAGUUACAUCAAGAUGAGUAUUUGUUUAUAACUCUAAUAUACAUGUAUAGAUGGGAAUUUAUACUUAAAAAAACAAAACGUCUUCCUGUCUGCAUUUAAAGUAAACUGUACUAUGCAGUAGAUGGAUCAGUAGGAUUAUUUUUAUAUAUUUAAAAAUUAUUAACCCUUUUGGUUUCAGUUUCAUCUGUAUGAAGCUACAGAGGUAUAAACUAUGUAUCAUUAAAAGACCUAAUAAUAACUUUUAUUUAGGUCAAAGUAUAUGUAAGUGAGUAAUAACAGAGAAGCUUUCCAUUUUCUCUGAAUUUGAAUGUCGUAUUGAAUGAGAAGACCUCAAGACUCAGCUUAUAAUAAUCAUGAAUGAUAAGAUUUUGUUGGUCACUAAGCUUUUUGUUUAGUUGUCCUCACUGCACCAGCUUCUGUCUCACUGAAUGAGAAGUGGGUCGGCACAACAACUUGAACUUCAAAUAUGUUCUCUCGAACCAAAUCAUUUCUUACAAAUACUACUGCCAAAAUGAGUGAGCAGAAGCCACUAGUAUACAAACACAAUUCAAAAACAUAUUUUUCAGUAAAGUAUUUUUUAAGAUCAAAAAUUAUAUUUUUAGGUGUCCUGCCAAAACAGGAUUUGAAAAACUAAUAUUUAAUUUUGAAAUAUUUACUUUUGAGAGGUUUUUACAGAUUAUGUGAAGUAUUCUAUGUAAUGUGUAGGACUGAAAUAUUGUUGUUAAAGUACUUUUAAUCAUGCAAGUACUGUAUAAAAUGGUUGGCUAUACUGUUGAUAUGCACAGUAAUGAAGAAGCAGUUAGUAGAAUUUUGGUACCUACUGAACAGUAAAACUGCUUUACUGUUCAAAAUGUUUCAAAAUGUUUAAAAUAGUUUAAAAGUAAAAAAAAGUUUAAUUAUGCAUUUUUGUUCCAUUAAUUAUUAUUCACAUUUAUUUCCUACGUAGUGAUGUACCUAGUUUUCUGUUUUCACAGUCAGAAGAAUAACUAAUAAAAUUCAUGGGUUUCCAGCGAGGAAAAGUUUUUUUUCUUCACUGGUUUUAUUUACGUCACGUUUACCCUCAGAUUCUCUCAUUGUGUCUUCAGUUUUCUUUUGGUUAAUGCAAGGACAAUAUCAACAAUAACCAACUGUUGUAUAGAAAUGUGUAUCAUGGGCAUGGCAUGUGUAUUGUAACUAUGUAGAAGGACUUUAAUGGAAUGAGGUAUUAAUGAAGGUUUUCUGCCUGCAGUUAUGUACCUGGACUAAACCGCACAAAAUAUUUAUUUUUCAUAAUUUAUCAACUUUUGUAAACCAAUGUUUGUACAAUAAUAUUUAUUUUAUGCAAUAAAAGUAAAUGGUACAAGUUA